Messenger RNA from Rhea pennata, 2714 nucleotides. It is a transcript of the gene SLC37A4, whose product is annotated as solute carrier family 37 member 4. The coding region runs from base 37 to 1392 and encodes 451 amino acids. Lineage: Eukaryota; Metazoa; Chordata; Aves; Rheiformes; Rheidae. The transcript has 9 exons. Gene Ontology annotation, cellular component: endoplasmic reticulum membrane. Gene Ontology annotation, molecular function: glucose 6-phosphate:phosphate antiporter activity. Gene Ontology annotation, biological process: glucose-6-phosphate transport; phosphate ion transmembrane transport. The record is from RefSeq and is a predicted model, not a curated record.
UGCCGUGCCGUGCCGUGCCGUGCGGCGCGGGGCAGCAUGGCGGGCGGCGGGUUCGGGUACUACCGCGCGGUGAUCUUCGCCGCCAUGUUCGGCGGGUACACGCUGUACUACUUCAACCGCAAGACGUUCUCCUUCGUCAUGCCGGCCGUCAUGGCCGAGGUGCCGCUGGGCAAGGACGAGCUGGGUCUCAUCACGAGCAGCCAGUCCGCGGCUUACGCUGUCAGUAAGUUCGUGAGCGGCGUCCUCUCCGAUCGGAUGAGCGCCCGCUGGCUCUUCUCCUCCGGGCUCCUGAUGGUGGGCCUGGUCAACGUGGCCUUCUCCUGGAGCUCCUCCGUGGCGGCCUUCGCCGGGCUCUGGUUCCUGAACGGCUUGGCGCAGGGACUGGGGUGGCCGCCCUGCGGGAAGGUGCUGCGAAAGUGGUUUGAGCCUUCCCAGUUUGGGACUUGGUGGGCAAUCCUGUCUACAAGCAUGAACUUGGCUGGGGGCUUAGGCCCCAUUGUUGCUGCUCUCGUGGCUCUGAAGUACGAUUGGCGUGUGACUUUGUCCUUCUCUGGCUUCAUCUGCGUGGUUGUCUCUUUUGUUUGCCUUGUCCUGAUAAAAAAUGAGCCGUCGGAUGUUGGGCUACCCAACAUUGAACAAGGAACCAAGAAAGGGAAGAAAGGAUUUUCCAGUGACAAUAGCACUCUGACAGAACUAUUGCUUUCGCCAUACCUCUGGGUGCUCUCAACAGGCUACCUGGUUGUUUUUGGAGUGAAAACAUGCUGUACAGACUGGGGACAGCUCUUCCUCAUUCAAGAGAGGGGACAGUCUGUGCUUGUGGGUAGUUCCUACAUGAGUGCCUUGGAGAUUGGGGGUCUGGUGGGCAGCAUUGCUGCUGGAUACCUUUCUGACAGAGCAGUAGCAAGAGUAGGUCUGUCAAACUAUGGGAAUCCUCGGCAUGUGCUGCUGCUUUCCAUGAUGGCAGGAAUGUGUGUUUCGAUGUAUCUAUUCCGGGUCACAGUCACAGGCAAUUCUCCCAAGGAAAAUAACAUCUGGACUGUAGCCUUGCAACCUCUAGCUGAUCUUACAGGCCUAAAAGAACAUGAGCUGUGGAUACUGACUCUCGGAGCUGUCUUUGGGUUUUCUUCAUAUGGACCCAUCGCCCUUUUUGGAGUUAUAGCCAAUGAAAGCGCCCCAAACAACUUGUGUGGUACCUCCCAUGCCAUUGUGGCUCUCAUGGCCAAUGUUGGGGGAUUUCUGGCUGGACUACCGUUCAGUACGAUUGCUAAGCACUACAGCUGGGCCACAGCCUUCUGGGUAGCUGAAAUCACCUGUACUGGUAGCACAGUGGCCUUCUUCUUACUGCGAAACAUCCGCACCAAGAUGGGUCGGAUUCCCAAGAAGGCUGACUGAAGCUAAGCUGCUUGGCCAAAAGGAUGCCCCUACAUUGACAUGAAUGAUGCAUGUUUUAUUAACUGGCCUAAGAGCGCAUUACCUAUUGCUGCAACCUAGAUAAACAUGUCUCAAUUUCUCAUUCACUGUCAUGUGCCUGAAGGCACAAAGUUCCUGGUACCAAUUACUUUUUUCCUAGAAAUGUGAUAAUUCAGUUAGCUUACAUUUGCACAUAUCUUACCCUACCUCCUUUUCACAGCACCAUUCAUGAAAUAAGCAGGUUUCGCAGCCUGAGCUACUAAACUGGAAGUACUGUAGGAUGACUGGCUUCAGGUGCUGCUGUCACAUUCAGUUUCAUCUCCCUGUUGGACUUAACUGGCAAUUCAGCCUCGCUGCAGGGCCCUGAACUGACCCUUUGCUAUUUUCAUUCAGCCCUUCUAGUUCCUCUAAGCACAGCUGUCUUAGUUUAUUUAGGUGCGAGCUCCCUGCUAUCUCUCUGCCCUGGAACAAUGGCACAUCAGUGAAUAACAAUUACUGGAGUGUUGCUUUGUAGCUGAUGGAGAGCAGCAUCCUGUUAGCUUUACCCUAGAUUAGCUGGUACAAGCGAGGGUGGUGUUUUGCUCUGCAUGAGCUGUAGAUCACUGCCUGUGCUGCUGUGAGGUGGCUCUCUGCAGCACUAUGAAAUAGGCAAGCUUCCCAGAAAUUCUUGGCACUUCAGGGUAAAGCAUUUAGCUAGAGGAGCACCUUCUGUUGACUGCUCCUGCGCAGUGUCAUAUGCAUGUACAGUGUUAAUGAUUUGCAGGGUAGGCAGCGGCUGCCAAGUCAGCUUGCAGAAAGCAGUCUGCAGAUCAACCAGGAAAACUGACCCAGCAGCAGGUACUGCAGUAGCAACUACCACAGGCCCACAUCUGCAGGUGGGUUUCAUAACCUGGUAUUUCUAGCACCAGCUUGCAUUUCUCAGUAAGAGACCUAUAGUCUGGGAUGUCUGCGGUCAAAAGCUGGAUCUCUCAUGGCUACGGGUAGCAGUUUGGGCUAUCUCUGAGAGAAGACCUUAGCAAAGCUACUGCUGACUGUAAGCAAGUCAAACCCAGCUCUCUUUGCAAUAAGUAGCCUCGGGUUUUAACCAGGAUUUUGAUGAAUAUUCUUGCAUUUCUCCAGAAGGAUUUACUGGUUUAGGGUCCCAGAAGAAGGAAGUUCAACACAUGAACCUCUACACAGGUACUUUGGUGAACAGAUUAGAUACAAGAGUAGAUAGCCCUAAUGAAGAUAAUGGAAGUAAAUUACACUUUGUACUUAAUUGUAAGAUCUACCAUCUGUGAAAUAAAAAUGAAGCAGUAUCAGAA